AAGCUAGGUCACUUGCAUUUGGGAAUCCAUCUGACACACCAGAGCCGCGGGUGGCUGGGCACCGCAGGGAUGUACUUCAGCUGGGCUGCAGGAAGGCAGCCUCAGCUCCAGAAGGCAGGAACCCGCAAUAAACUCUUGAAGGCGGCCAGCGGGGAACGCCACUCGCUGCUACUGUUCAGCAACCACAGGGUGUAUUCCUGCGGGGACAACAGCUGGGGCCAGCUGGGCCAGAGGAGAGAGCAGAGUACCGAACAGCCAGAACCAAUUACGGCACUGGAUUCUCUGCAGAUUGAACUGGUGAGCUGUGGGAAGGAGCACUCUGUGGCUGUCUGCCACAGAGGAAGGGUCUUCACAUGGGGAGCCGGUUCUGAAGGGCAGCUGGGCAUUGGAGAAUUUAAGGAAAUAAGUUUUAUGCCUACGAAAAUAAAAGCUCUGGCUGGCAUAAAAAUAAUUCAAGUUUCCUGUGGACACUACCACUCCUUGGCAUUAUCAGAAGAUGGCCACGUGUUUUCAUGGGGAAGUAACAGUCAAGGACAGCUGGGCCUGGGGAGGAAUUCCUGUUCCCAAGCUAUCCCACAGAAGGUGAAGUCUCUGGAGGGGAUCCCUCUGGCUCAGGUUGCUGCAGGUGGCACACACAGUUUUGCUCUGUCUCUCACUGGAACAUCAUUUGGCUGGGGGAACAACAGAUCUGGGCAGCUGGCUCUCAGUGGGAACACAAUUAAAGAGCAAAUCUACAAGCCUUAUUCAAUUGGUGCCCUGAAGAAUCUGAAUGUGGUUUAUAUUAGCUGUGGCUAUGAGCACACUGCAGUGCUUACCGAGGAUGGACAAGUGUUUACAUUUGGAGGCAAUAGCUCUGGACAACUACAGCACAGCCCCAGGAGUAGAAGAGGCCCACAACGUAUAGAAGGGAUUGGUGGCCCUGUUUCCCAGAUAGAGUGUGGAAGUUAUCACACCAUUGCAUAUGUCGGCACCACUGGUCAGGUGGUAUCUUUAGGCCAUGCACCAAGUCACACAAGCAACCCAAAUCAUCAGGAGGCUCCCGCAGAGAACUCUGGCAUUACCUACUUGCUAUCUGCAGAGGACCUUGUGGAUAUUAAAGUCAAAGACAUUUUUGCUGGAGCACACGCCAACUUUGUGACAACUCGUCAGUUAUCACAUACUAGGUCCACAAGUGUUUCCAAGAAAAUCCUGCCAGAAAUGAUCCGAAUCAACAAGUCUCUGGUAAAUAAAUGGAGAGCAGCAAAGAAAGGAAAGGAUCGGGAAGACGCCAAAAGAAAAAUCAGCUUGAUAUUUUCAUCUUCUGCUUGUUUGACUGCAAGCUUUUUGAAGAAAAGAGAUGCUGGAGAGAAUAAUUUCAUUGAUGUGGACUUAAAACUGGCAAGGGACAUCUUCAAGAAGUUAACAGCAGAGAAAUGGAUUUCUUCCUUGAUAACCACAUGUCUUGAGGAGGAUCUGCUCAGCAGUCUUCCAUAUAGAUCUUCACAUCAAGAAGCUCUAUUGGUUUUUCUUUUGCUCCCAGAAUGUUCCAUUAUGCAGGACCCUAAGAACGGGAAGACCCUGGCACUUGAAUUUGCAAAAGCUAUUCAUAAAAUGAAUGGAGCGCCAUUAGCAUUCCUGAGAAAGUGUUGGGCAUCUUUGGAAGUUUCUUCUCUGAACAUACUGGUCCAAAUGCUAAAGAACGCCAUUGUUUCUCAACUGCCUGGUGAAGUUCCAACAAUGCAGCAUAAGUCUAAUAUGAAAGUUCUUUUAGAAGUGAUAAAAGAAGUUCAUAAGGCUAACUGUCAACUUGCAGAAAAUGCCUUCAUCAUACCUGAGCUUUCUGGCAUCUUUAACUUCUAUACUGAGGAAGUAAGAAUGUUCAUACGGCAUAACAAUGUGUUAUCUAAAGAAUCCUUUGAUAUCGUUGUUUUCAGUGAUUUUUUAUUUAUCUUUGAUUUGCCAUCCAAAAUUUUAUUAAUGAACUGUGACUCAAAUGUAAAACUGCAGUCUGAAGCCAUGGCAUCUCCAGAAAAGAUAAAAUUCCCAUUCUUUAUACUGAGAGUCAGACGAAGUCACCUGGUAGAAGACACCUUGCGUCAAUUAAGACAAGAAGAAGACUUUAACCUCAAGAAGCCACUAUCGGUUGAAUUUAUUAGAGAAAUUCGUCCUGAAGGUUAUGGAGUGAGUUCAGAGUUCUUCCACUGUAUAUUUGAAGAGAUGACAAGCCCCCAAUACGGAAUGUUCAUGUAUCCUGAAGAGGGUUCCAACAUGUGGUUUCCAGCCACUCCCAAGUUUGAGAAGAGCAGCUAUUUCCUAUUUGGGAUCUUAUGUGGACUCUCCCUACGUAAUUUAAAGGUUAUCAACCUUCCUUUCCCACUUGCUUUAUAUAAAAAACUUUUGGACCAAAAACCAUCGUUGGAAGACUUAAAAGAACUUAGUCCUCUCUUGGGGAGGAAUUUGCAAGAAGUUCUAAAUUGCGGGGCUGAUGAUAUUGAAGAACUUCACAUGUAUUUUUCUAUAUACUGGGAUCAAGAAGAUGUUCAUUUGAUUACAGAUGGGAACUCUGUGCCUGUGAAUGAAAACAACAAGAGAGACUAUGUGUAUAAGUGUGUUGAUCACAUUUUUAACAUCUCUAUAAAAACGAUUUAUGAAGAAUUUCGUAGAGGAUUUUACAAAGUGUGUAACUGGGAUAUAAUUAGGCAGUUCCAGCCUGAAGAACUAAUGGAAGCAAUAAUUGGAAAUGCUAGUUGUGACUGGAAACAAUUUGAAAAUAAUUCAAAGUAUGAAAAUGGAUAUGAAAAAUCACACCCAACUAUUCUGCUGUUUUGGAAGGCUUUUCAUGAACUAACUUUGGAUGAAAAGAAAAAGUUCCUCUUGUUUCUUACAGGAAGUGAUAGGCUACAUGUGAAAGGCCUACAGUCUGAAGGGAUAGUGUUCCGGUGUCCUGAAGCCUUCAGUGAAAAUGAUAACCCAAGAUCAUUGACAUGUCACAGUAUUCUAGACCUGCCUAAGUAUUCCACAAUGAGAAGGAUGAAGGAAGCACUUCAGGUUGCAAUCAACAAUAACAAGGGAUUUGUUGGAUAGGAAUGAUGCAGAGACACUCACCUCCCAGCAGUUCACAGCUUCAAGAGUUAGGGUUUUCACUUUGGGAUACUUCAUUCUUUCCUUAAUCUAAGUAGGGACAAGAGGUUAAAAGAUUUUACUUUAGUUGCACAGUUUUUGAGAUAAAUAAGUUAUAAAUUAAUAUUUUUAGUGAGAAAAAAUCUGUAAAAUAUUAGCUGCAUUCUUAACCUUGCUAUUUUGUAAUGUUUGUCUUGGCUGAAAUAUUUUCUGAACAACAAUAUUCAUUUAAUAAUAUGCUAAAUAUUUAAAAUGUUCAGUACUGGGAGCUAGAGAGAGCGCUCAGUGGUUAAGAUCACUGACUGCUCUUCCAGAGGACCAGGGCUCAAUUCCCAACACCGACACGGCUCACAUCCCAUCGGUAACUCCAGUCCUAGGGGAUUUAACACUCUCCUUUGACCUCCAAGACACUCCAGGGAUAUGCUACACAGACUACAUGCUGACAAACAAUCAUAUACCUAAAUUAAAAUAAAAAAUGAAAUGAAAUAGUAUUUAAAGUGUUAUUGUACUAAUAAUAAACUAUUAGUUUGGAAGUGUUAAGAAACCAAGUUUUGAAAGCUUUCAACAUGUUUUUGAAGCAUAUAGAUGUAUAUUUUGUAUUAAGGAAUAUAUUUAGAGUUGUGAUUUUAGAAAAUGCUAAAUAAUUUAUUUUCAAUUUCUAAGUGUUGAUGUUUAUUACUCUUCAAAGACACUUAUACUUAGUACAGUGCUCCAAAUACAUUCUAAAUAUAGAUAGUGUUAUUUUAGUAAAAUACUGAAAACAAUUAGGAGCUCAUACAUACUUGUGGUUGACAAAAUGUGAAUAAGUUGAAAUAUAUCUUAUUAUGAUGCUAUAGAGUAAAUUAAUGAAGCAAUAUAACUGCUAUGGGAAAUAACCAAUACAUCUUAUACACUAGUUCUACCUAACGCUAAAACUUAAAUUGCAUUAUACAGCUUUGAAAUGAUUUCAUAAACUCAUAUAAUUUGUCUAAACAGUGACAUAUAUGCUACUGUAACAAUCACUCAUUGUAAAAGUUUCAUUUCUGUAAAGAUGUUGUAUCUUUAUAGACUUAUUAGACUUCACAUGUGGUGUGUUUACUGGACUCCAAAGUAACCAAAUAAACUAAUUAAAAAUA
Molecule: messenger RNA, 4214 nt
Organism: Apodemus sylvaticus (European woodmouse)
Lineage: Eukaryota; Metazoa; Chordata; Mammalia; Rodentia; Muridae
Gene: Herc6
Product: HECT and RLD domain containing E3 ubiquitin protein ligase family member 6
Exons: 23
Coding region: 70-3063 (997 amino acids)
Biological process (GO): protein ubiquitination; ubiquitin-dependent protein catabolic process
Molecular function (GO): ubiquitin protein ligase activity
Source: RefSeq, a predicted model, not a curated record